Molecule: messenger RNA, 1230 nt
Organism: Necator americanus (New World hookworm)
Lineage: Eukaryota; Metazoa; Nematoda; Chromadorea; Rhabditida; Ancylostomatidae
Exons: 11
Coding region: 1-1230 (409 amino acids)
Source: RefSeq, a predicted model, not a curated record
AUGCGCUUCUGGGACACCAUCUACAACGAUGGUGUCAUUCGGUGUAUUGGUGGCGACCGAUGUCAUUUCGAGUGUCGCUUGGGCAUUAAAUGCAGCGAUGCGGUCCAACUGGUCCCCUGUCUACAUGUGAUUUGCAUAAAAUGCCAACAGAAAACGAGAAAAACCAGUAAAGUUUGCCCAGCAAGACAUUGUUACUCUCCAUUGGUCCCUCCAAUAGACAUUCGAUGGAAUCCAUGUGAAUACGAACGAUGCCUCCGAAAACUCGCGAUUGCUGGAGAUGUUUACCACACGGCCUGUCAGCACGACCUCUGUGCACAAUGUUUCGAUGAUGCCUAUAAAACUAACAAUGCUCAGUGCCCAGUUGGUGGAUGUGGUGCACCGCUCAACGAAGAUGAUGAACUGGAACAAUGUGAAGGAUAUUGCCAUGCCAGUUAUGAAAUCGAUAAAAUGGUUGCACUUCCGUGUUGUCAGGUCUACAUGUGUCAACCGUGUGCAAAGAAAUGGACAGAGGGCAAAGGCACCUGCCCACCUGGGAAAUGUCUGCAGAAAGGAAGUUCAAGAAUGAAAAGGGGAAAGAGAACACCUAUCAAAACGCCGUGCUCAGGACAACCCGAAUGUGAGGGGGAAGUGCUAAGAAAUUUCCCGUCAGAAAUGGAAUGCGAGCAUGAGGUCUGCAUCAAUUGUUUAGCGAAAGCGCUGGAAGAGUGCGAACGCAAUAACUCACCACCUGUUUGUCCCAAUGAGGCGUGUCGUUUGCCGUAUCGCUGCGAAACGGUGCUGGCGCUGAAGGCGCUGUUUCCAGAACGAGCAGCCUACUUCAGUCGCUUUGACCUCGAGUCACAUUACUCGAUGGAAGCCCUGAGAGAUGACACUAUUACGCCUAUAUCAAUCCAACGAAAGGCAACCUUACAGAAGAUUGAACUAAAGGUGUGCUUUUGUGAGGAUGAAGAAAAUCAAGCGCCUGUGGAGUUUGAGAAAACAGGACCACUAGGGGAUCUUCUACGAGAGAUUCGUCGAGUGCUGAAAAUUAUGAACACGGACAAGGUUUACGGCUAUUUCAAACGUGACGGGGAUGAAGAAAAACAACUGGAUCUCUGUCCGAAGCUCAUUCAAACGCCUGUAGACAAAAUCGGUAUCAACAAGGACACUCUUAUCCUCGUUGAUAUAACCGGGAUCGUGAACAACAAAGCAACAAAGAAAGCCGCCGGUAAUCCAGUCGCUAAGAAGUAA